AUGGAGAAUCCACUCUUUAGUCCAACGGUGGAGUGGCCCAAUACAAACUCAUCUAUGUCAGCUCAUGGACCCACAGUAAGCCCUAGCGAUUGGGCUAUCCCAGAAUCCACUGCAACGCCUAUUUGCUUCCCACAAGCUCCUGAGGAGACAAAUGAAGAUGAUGAUGGAUGCAGUGAUAUAUCACCUGGUCAUAUGACACAUAGACAAAAUAUACCAUCUGGGCAAAGGCAUGCAUUGUUAACCCGUCGUAACAAUGUGUUUGAGCGCCUCAUCGGUCGGAACACGGGAAAAUCUAAUAAAGGUGAAGACCACGCGGAAGAUAAUACGCCCUUACCCGAAGCAACCGUGACCAACAACGAAAACACUAGACUACACAAUCAAAAUGUGUCAACUACAUCUAAACAACCAUUUUUUGAUGAUACAGACGAUGAUGAGGGUGAUAUAUUUGAAGACGAUGAGGAAGAGGAUGAGGGAUACUUGUUUGCUGGUCAAGAGGAAUCAGAUGACGAUGUCCAAAGUGAUACUACCGUGGAAGACAUGACUUCUAACCUUGAAGGACCUGACCCAGGUGAGCUUGGAUGGCAUAUGGAUAUCCCAAAGAAAGGUGUUACCAUGGAGGAUGUCAACACGGCUCGUGCCCUACGUAAGGCUCGUAGUGGUACUGAAGAAGAAGAAACAGACUCUCCGGGAAAUUUAUGUGUUUCUGUGCGUGACUACUACUGCUACAAGUUCCAGAUACGGCGAGGAAUAUUUAAUCCCAUACUUUAUGGCAAGCGUCUUUUCCAACAAUUUGCAGUGGACACGUACAUCAAAAUCGAGAGUUCUAGAUUGGAUUACAUACGCAAUCAUCAGACGGAGAUUAGGGCCGAUCUCUACCAAGGAUUGGUUAAUAGCCUGCAUGCUGGUGAGGGUAGAUCAGAAGCUGUUGGAAAGCGGACGGUGAUGCCUUCAUCAUUUAUCGGAGGCCCGAGGGACAUGAGGCGUAGAUACAUGGAUGCCAUGGCACUGGUGCGAAGGUUUGGGAAACCAGACAUCUUCCUAACUAUGACAUGCAAUCCAAAGUGGGAUGAGAUCACACGUGAGUUGUAUCUUGGACAAACACCACAAGAUCGUCCAGACCUUAUUGAUCGGGUCUUUAGGGCAAAACUGGAAGAGCUUAAACAUAGGUUGUUGAAAAAGGAUAUUCUUGGAAAGGGCAAAGAUUCAUAUCCAGUUUAUAGACGUCGUGACAAUGGUAGAAAAGAAAAAGUUCGCGGGCAUGAGCUUGACAAUAGAUGGGUCGUGCCUUACAACCCAUACCUCCUACGUUUGUUCAAUUGCCAUAUCAAUGUUGAGGCGUGUGGGAGCAUCAAGGCCGUGAAGUAUUUGUUCAAGUACAUUUACAAGGGUCAUGAUCGCGCGUCUGUGGCUGUGAGAGAGGCUGACAAGGAGGACAAUGAAGGAAACAUCGAUGAGAUCAAACAGUACAGGGAUGCUAGAUGGGUAACUCCACCAGAAGCCUUGUGGAGGAUAUAUGGUUUUGAUAUAAGUGAUAGGUCCCCUUCGGUGUUGUCCUUGCAGCUCCAUCUUCCUAACAUGCACAUGGUGUCAUUUCACCAGCGCGAGGGUGUUCGACGUGUACUUAAUCGUCCAGGUGUUGAAAGGUCUAUGCUUACAGCCUACUUUGAGAAGAAUAUCACAUCUGAACAUGCUCGUGGUAUAUUGUACCGGGAUUUUCCUGAGUACUAUAAGUGGGAUUCUCAAGGAAAACAAUGGAUUAGGAGGGCACGAAAGAAUCAUUUAAGACAAAUUGGAAGAGUUGUAUGUGCCAAUCCAGCUGAAGGGGAGCGUUACUAUCUUAGGGUGCUUUUGAACCAUGUGGUUGGUGCUACCUCAUUCAUUGAUCUAAGGACAGUGUCUGGUGAACUACUACCGACUUUCUGUGAAGCUGCAGAAAGAAGGGGCCUCAUCGAAGCGGACAACACACUUCACGAGGGUCUUGCUGAGGCUACUCUGUGGAUGAUGCCAUAUGCACUAAGAAGGCUCUUUGCAACAAUCUUAGUUUUCUGUGAGCCGAGUGAUGUAUUAGAACUCUGGGAAAAGCAUAAGGAAGCAAUGUCAGAGGACUACAGGCGCAAUAACCAAUCCAACUUUGCAGUGGAGCAGAUGGUCCUCAUAGAUAUUCGGAAGUUGUUAGAAUCAAUGCAGAAGGACAUAAAGAUGUACCCACUUCCUGAUAUCGAUGACACAUAUGAUCCAUCUGGCAAUAUUCCCAGGGAGAUUUUUGAGGAGGCUAGCGUUGAGGCAAGUAUUGAUGACAUGGCACUAUCAAAGACACUUAACGAGGAACAGCAAGCUGCCUACAAUGAGAUUAUGUCUGCUAUUGAUAGUAAUCAUAGGGGUUUGUUCUUUGUGGAUGGACCUGGUGGCACCGGGAAGACUUAUCUAUACAGGGCCCUACUUGCUACUAUUCGCAGUCAGAAUAAGAUUGUUGUGGCAACAGCAACAUCUGGUGUUGCUACAUCAAUAAUGCCUGGUGGUAGAACCGCCCACUCGCGCUUCAAGAUUCCCCUCACCCUUGAUGAUGGGGCCUUUUGCACCUUCACAAAACAGAGUGGUACCGCCAAGCUCCUUCAGAACGCAUCCCUUAUUAUUUGGGAUGAGGUGACGAUGAUGAAGAGGCAAGGUAUUGAGGCGCUAUAUAACAGCCUCCGUGAUGUCAUGGAACGUCCUAACCUGCCAUUUGGGGGGAAGACUGUGGUGUUUGGUGGAGAUUUUAGACAGGUUCUCCCAGUUGUUCGAAGAGGUUCUAGGGCACAGAUAGUUGGUGCCUCAUUACGUAUGUCGUACAUUUGGAAUUCCAUGCGACAUCUCAAAUUGGUGCGAAACAUGAGGGCAAAGAGCGAUCCAUGGUUUGCAGAAUACUUGCUACGCAUCGGGGGAGGAUCUGAGGAGACUAAUUGUAAUGGUGAAGUCCACCUUCCUGAUGAUAUAUGCAUUCCACAGACUGAGAAAGACAGUGACCUUGAUACGUUAAUUGACUGCAUAUUUCCUGCCCUCAAUGCCAAUAUGUCAAACAAGAGCUACAUCACCUCACGAGCAAUAUUAUCUUCGCGAAACGACUGGGUUGAUAUGAUUAACAUGAAGAUGAUAAGUCGUUUCCAAGGGAAUGAGAUGGUGUACCAUAGCUUUGACAGUGCAGUGGAUGAUCCACACAACUACUACCCAUCUGAGUUCCUCAACACUUUGACCCCCAAUGGUCUCCCUCCACAUGUGUUAAAGCUCAAGAUUGGGUGCCCGGUCAUAUUGCUAAGGAACAUCGACCCUGCGGGUGGACUUUGCAAUGGAACUAGGCUGGUGGUUCGAGGGUUCCAAAGAAAUAUUGUCGAUGCAGAAAUUAUGGUUGGAGACCAUGCCGGAAAGCGAAUCUUCCUACCACGGAUUCCGUUAUGUCCCUCGGAUGAUGAGAUGUUCCCAUUUCAGUUUAAAAGAAAGCAGUUUCCUAUUAGACUCAGUUUUGCCAUGACGAUUAACAAAGCACAAGGGCAGACUCUCCCCAAUGUUGGUGUGUAUUUGCCUGAACCAGUGUUCUCUCAUGGUCAGUUGUAUGUUGCGCUAUCUAGAGCCACUGCCAGAUCGAAUAUUAGGAUCCUUGCUGUUCCACCCAGUGAUAAGAAUGAUAAGAAACAAAAAAAUAAUGGUACAUUCACAAAAAAUAUUGUCUACAAAGAGGUCCUCACUCCAUGA
Molecule: messenger RNA, 3726 nt
Organism: Sorghum bicolor (sorghum)
Lineage: Eukaryota; Viridiplantae; Streptophyta; Magnoliopsida; Poales; Poaceae
Exons: 7
Coding region: 1-3726 (1241 amino acids)
Biological process (GO): telomere maintenance; DNA repair
Molecular function (GO): DNA helicase activity
Source: RefSeq, a predicted model, not a curated record